UCGACUGGCCCUUUCGCGGGCACACUCCAAGCUUUCAAGGCAGGCACUACCUUUAGAACAAGGUAUAAAGCUCUUCUCGAUCGUGCUCUCGACCAGCGGCAGACAUCAUUCUGGGCUAGCGACUCGCCCAGAUGCAUCGACACAGCUCGUUACUUUGCCGCAGGUUUCUUCGGCCUGGAGUGGAACGACACAGCGUCGUUGCACAUCAUCCCAGAGAGUGUGGAUCAAGGGGCAAACACACUGACUCCAGGUCGAGCUUGUCCAAACUGGAUCAAGAACCGCAAUGAACGAGGUCGUGAAUUCGGAAAUAGACAGUUGAAAGCAUUCCGGUCCAGCUAUCUGCUAAAGAUCAGAGGUCGAUUCGCGGCGGACAGCCCAGGUUUCUUGUUUGAUGAAUCGGAAAUCUACUCCAUGCAGGAGUAUUGUGCUUUCGAAACGUUGGUCAAAGGCGACUCAAAGUGGUGCGAUGUCUUUGCUCGUGAUGAGUGGGAGAGCUUCGAAUACGCUCGCGAUCUACUCCACUACUACCGUGCCGGUCCUGGAAAUCCGUUUGCUGCACCUGGAGGCAUGCUCUGGCUCAAGGCGACCGCCGAGCUCAUGCUACGAGGUUCAGAGGCUGGAAAUCUAUUCUUCUCUUUCAAUCAUGACGGCGAUAUUCUCAAUCUCCUAAGCGCGUUACAACUCUUUGAAGAGCCAGAAGACCUUCCAAUCGAUCGUGUAAAGCAUGAUCGUACUUGGCGCUUGUCAGAUGUGACGCCUAUGGGAGCCCGCGUCGUCCUCGAGCGCUAUGUCUGCCCAUCAUCGCCGCCCCAAUGCUGGACCAACGAGCUUUACCCCAAUCAUGAACAUUGCGAAGAGCAGAUGUACGAGCCUUACGUCCGACUCAGCAUCAAUGAUGGAAUAGUACCGAUACCACGAUGUCAAGACGGCUCACCCGGUGGUGGCUGUCUGCUGUCGAAUUUACUGUCGCUGGUGAAUUUACGAGAUCAGGAGACCCCGGACUGGGCAACGCUGUGCGACGCUGAGGAGGGAUUGCCGAAGCGAGUCGAAUUCCUGCAC
Molecule: messenger RNA, 1059 nt
Organism: Pseudocercospora fijiensis CIRAD86
Lineage: Eukaryota; Fungi; Ascomycota; Dothideomycetes; Mycosphaerellales; Mycosphaerellaceae
Exons: 3
Cellular component (GO): fungal-type cell wall
Molecular function (GO): acid phosphatase activity
Source: RefSeq, a predicted model, not a curated record